Didymodactylos carnosus is the source of this 1878-nucleotide messenger RNA. The record is from the annotation of a GenBank genome assembly. Lineage: Eukaryota; Metazoa; Rotifera; Eurotatoria; Philodinida; Philodinidae.
AUGAAAGUAUCAACAGCUGUACCUGAAGUUAUUUAUUUAAGUGAUGAUGAUGAAACUGUUAUUGUUUCAUCUAACGUGAAAAAUUGUACAGCAGUCAAACAGUCAAGUUUUAAUCAAUCAUCAUCUUCAAACGGGAAUGAUGAUCUAUCUGACUGGCUGUCAAUUCAAUCGCAAGAUAUUUUGCAAAUACCCGAAUUGCUAUCAAAUUGGACUAAUGUUUUACAGAAGCCGAUGGUAAUUCAAUGUAUAAAUGUCAGAUUUGGUAUAAUUGAAUUUCAAGUGGAAAAACAAUCGGUUUUUCUAAAAGAAACAGAAAUAGAAAUGAAAUUAAAAGGACAGUCGAAAGGACGUUCACUAGAAAAUUUAAAUAUUAAAUUAGCCUAUUCAGAUGUUGUACGAUUUGUUUACUUUUAUGAAUCACGUCCACCUGCUGCAUUAAUACAGGUUCGAAAAGAAUUUGCCGAUUUGUUUGAACAGUUUAUACCAUCUGCCGAUGAAGAAGGUUUAGCAUUUGAUCCAAUGUCAAAAGAUGAAAGAAGACGUCAUGUUCUUUUACAAUUAAAACCGAUAUCGUCUGAUGUUGAAAAGAAUAAUAUACCAGCUAUUUAUCAUUAUUUAAAAGCACGAUCACCAAGAAUGAGUAUAUGCUAUAUCGUUGGAUUGAAAAGUCAAGAAGUUUAUAAUUUAUCUCGUUUUGGUAAUCCAUCAUCUUCUUCAUCAUCAUCCCCACCAACACAAUUGUCGACUAUUAGUCCAGCAGAUUUAAUACCAAAAACUGUUUUUCUAAAUCACAAUCGAAUACGUUUUGAUUUAACACGUGAUGAUUUAAUGUGUUUAACAGAAGGAGAAUUUUUAAACGAUACAAUUAUUGAUUUUUAUUUACAAUACAUCUACUAUGAAAUAUUAACUCGUGAAGAUCGAAGACGAACAUAUUUGUUUAAUUCAUUUUUUUACACACGUUUAACACGAAAAAGUAAUGGUGACGAUUCUAGUGUGCCCGCAUCUAUUCGACGUUAUAAUCGUGUUAAACGUUGGUUACGGCAUGUUGAUAUAUUUAAAAAAACAUUUUUGAUUAUUCCUAUUAAUCAAUACACUCAUUGGUAUUUGGCAAUUAUUUGUUUUCAUAAUAGUGUUGAAACAGAUACUGAUUUAUUAGUAGUUAAUGAUAAUUCAUCGAUGUUAUCAACACCACAAGCUGCAAUGUCAAAACCAAAUACAUCAUUUUUCAUUCCAAAUAAUUCUAUUCAGUCUAUGCAAUCAGCUUCUACGAAGACGAACGGCGAAGAUGGUCAUGACCAUAUUACAACGUUAUCAAAUGAACGCAAUAGAAUUGAUGUCAUUGACGAUACCGAUGAAGUACAAACUGAUACAUCAUUGUCUGAGGAUGAAAACUCGAUGACAACAAUUAAUAAUAAUAAUAAUAAUCGUACUGGAGAUUCGAAUUCAAUUUCAACAACAUCAGUAAAACGUCCGUGUAUUAUCAUCUUUGAUUCAUUAAAAGUUGGCUCAAAAGCAUGUGUUAUUGCCACAUUACGUGAAUUUCUCAUGUUAGAAUAUGAACAUAAAAAAUUAAGAUUAUUAAAAUCACCAUCACAAAAAAAGCAUUAUAAUGUUGAAAUGAUUAAGGGCAUAAUAUCACAUGUACCACAACAACCAAAUUUUUAUGAUUGUGGUUUAUAUGUUUUACAAUAUGCUGAAUGUUUUUUUAAAUAUCCAUUGAUAAAUUUUACAUCAGCCGAAGUGCCAACAAAUUGGUGCGAUAAAGAGAUCAUGAAUUCAAAACGAAAACAAAUUUUAAGUGUUAUUAAUCAACACGCACUCACUAUUAAAGAGCAAACUACACUGAAUGGCACAUUAUCAGCAAAAGUAACCAACUGA